Molecule: messenger RNA, 1783 nt
Organism: Pteropus alecto (black flying fox)
Lineage: Eukaryota; Metazoa; Chordata; Mammalia; Chiroptera; Pteropodidae
Gene: XAF1
Product: XIAP associated factor 1
Exons: 10
Coding region: 617-1411 (264 amino acids)
Biological process (GO): apoptotic process
Source: RefSeq, a predicted model, not a curated record
UAGAAACAGUUGGUGACUACAGUAAAGGUGACAGUACAGGCCAAGGGAGGAAGCGGGGGAAGGCUGGGCUGGCCACGCUACAGAAGGGCUUUCUGGGAGUGUCCAGCCACAGGAACCUUCAAGCAGCCCUGGCUGAGAGUUCUGAAAAACUCCUCCUUCCCUGAAGCCGUGGGCUGGGCUGUCAUUGGAUCGCUUUCAGUUUUGUUUCUGCAAGAAACGAAACUUGACAAGAAGACUCCGGAGACCAGAGCAUGGAGGGAGCCUUCAAGGUGUGCAGGAACUGGAGUGUUAAGAAAUACCCUGCCCAGGAACCGGAAGACUCAGAAGCUUGUGUUCCUUGGGAUCUCCAAGAAAGGACUCAGGGCCUCUCUGUGGGAUACACAGGAAGUGUGGGUAUGCCAGAGCUGGAUGCCCAAUCAGCUGUGGGCCAAGCAGAGGAACACUUGAAAACAAGACAAAAUAGUUGAAAGACUCUGAUAUAUGUAAUUUCAUCUUUUAAACAGCUCUACCGAGCAAAAGAAGUGUGGCCUCUGCCCACUUGGUUCUCCAUGAGGCCUACUGUCAGCUGUUUCUGGUCCUCUGCCCGGAGUGCAAGGAACCCGUCUUACAGGAGAAGAUGGACGAGCACUGCAAGAAUGGGCACCAGCAGGUCGGGUGUGCGAUGUGCCAGCAGAGCAUGCAGAAGCACUUGCUGGAGUCUCAUGAGGCCACAGAAUGCCAGGAGCGCCCUGUGGAGUGUCAGUUCUGUGAGUCGGCUGUGCGCCUCAGCAUGCUGGAAAUCCAUGAGCACCACUGUGGCAACCGGACAGAGCUCUGCCCAGACUGUGGCCAGCUCAUCAUGCUCCCAAUGCUGGCCAAGCACAGAGAUGUGUGCCAGAGUGAGCAAGCCCAGCUCGAGAGAGGGAAGAGAAUUUCGGCUUCUGAAAGAAAUAGCUACUGUCAUUAUUGCAACAAAAUGAUCCCAGGAAAUGAGUAUUUACACCAUGUGGAUAAAUGUCGUACAAUAUCAAAGUCUGCAAAAUAUCUUCCAGUUGGAGAGCCAAGCAUUUCUCCUCCACCCCUUCCAAGUCAGGCUGCUGAAGAUCAAACUUUCAUAGCAGAAAAAGAUGUCCGUCCAAAGAUGAAAAAUAUAAACAGAUUUCCUCUUCUUCUUGAAAAUUCAACAAAGCAAGCAUCAGAUGGCACGAAUAAAACCAUGGAUCUGCCUUUGAAGUCAGAGCACAAGCCUUGGGUCGCCUCUACUACAGAAGAUGAGGCAGUCUAUGACAUUCUGAAGAGAUGUUCUCAGUGUGGUAUCCUGCUUCCCCUGCCGACACUGGACCAGCAUCAGGAGAAAUGUCGGUGGUUAACUUCAUUUAAAGAAAAACAUAUGAGAAAAGCCUUCAGCCCUUCUGCCCGAGAAUUUCGAUAAAACAUCUGAGGCCCAUAGCCUGGACAGCUUGGGGACCCCAAAUUCAUCUAUUUUACAUUCCCAUUAGCAAUAUAUGAGAAAUCAAGUUUCCCCACAUUCCCUGGCCAGCAUUUGCUAUUGUCAUUGUCAUUUUUUUUCUAACUUUAGCAAUUCUAACAGGUAUGUGGUCAUAUCUUACUGUAGUUUCAAAUUGCAGUUCUCCAAAGUCUAAAAAUGUUGAACAUCUUUUCACUUGCUUAUUUGUCAUCUGAAAUGUCUGUUCAUGUCUUCUGCCCAUUUUCUAAAUGGACUGUUUGUUUUUUUACUGUUGACUUUUGAGAUUAUAUGUGUAUAUAUAUGGUCCCCGAAGAAUAAAAACUAUCCUCCCUGGAA